Messenger RNA from Brassica rapa (field mustard), 2073 nucleotides. RefSeq names its product tubby-like F-box protein 10. Lineage: Eukaryota; Viridiplantae; Streptophyta; Magnoliopsida; Brassicales; Brassicaceae. Gene Ontology annotation, molecular function: protein binding. The record is from RefSeq and is a predicted model, not a curated record.
UAGGUCAUGCGGCCUUGUGGACAAUAAUGCUUCAAAAUGUCCACUUAUUACAAUUUUCAUUCUCUUUCUCUCUCUCUCUUAAAGAAAUGCAAAUAUUUUAAAAAAUUAUCAUUAUAAAUUCGAUAAUAAAAUCCAGAGAAGAAGCAUUUGAGAGUAUAAUCCAAUUAAAAAGUUAAAAACUUUUUUAUUCUUUAAUUAUUUUCUUGCUGUCUCGUGAAUGAACUAUUAAAGAAAAAUCAAGAAAAGCUCCUGAGUACUGGAAAAGAAGAAGAAGACUUUAUCUUUCUGUGUGUGUGGUUCUUUGACUUUUAUGGGUUCUUUUGUUUUAGUUUUAGGCUCCUACGGAUCUGCUUAAAUCCUUCUGAUCUUGUUUCUUGUUUAGACCCAGAUUCUGUUCUACGUUUGCUAAGUUUCUUGAUUUGGUCGGAGAAGUUUUUAAGUAGGUUUGGUGGUUCAAGAUUUAAGCUUCUGGGUUAUCAUCACCUCCUUGUCUGAAAGCCACUGGAUUCUCUCAUCUCAAUCUGAACAGUUCUGGUUUGUAAAGAAAGAGAAAUGUCGUUUAGGAGCAUUGUUCAAGAUUUGAGAGAUGGGCUUGGGAGCUUGUCCAGGAGGAGUUUUGAUUUCAGGCUUCACCACAAAGGGAAGUCUCAUGGCUCUUCCUUCCGUGAGUACUCGUCUUCCCUUGACCUCUCCCCUUUGAUAGUUCAGACAAGCAGAUGGGCUAAUCUACCUCCGGAGCUGCUCUUGGACGUGAUCAAAAGACUAGAGGAGAGUGAGAGUAACUGGCCUGCAAGAAAACAUGUCGUGGCUUGUGCUUCUGUGUGUCGGUCUUGGAGAGCUAUGUGCCAAGAGAUCGUCCUGUGUCCUGAAAUCUCUGGGAAGCUCACUUUUCCAGUCUCCCUCAAACAGCCAGGACCUCGUGAUGCGAUGAUUCAGUGUUUCAUCAAACGAGAUAAAUCAAAGCUAACUUUUCAUCUUUUUCUUUGUUUAAGUCCUGCUCUAAUUGUGGAGAAUGGGAAGUUUCUUCUUUCAGCUAAACGGACUCGUAGAACUACUCGGACCGAGUACAUUAUCUCCAUGGAUGCUGAAAACAUCUCAAGAUCUAGUAACUCUUACCUCGGAAAGCUCAGAUCAAACUUUCUUGGGACGAAGUUCUUGGUGUACGAUACACAACCACCACCAGACACAUCAUCUUCUUCCUCUAGUGCACUUAUCACCGACCGAACAAGCAGAAGCAGGUUUCACUCGAGGAGAGUUUCCCCCAAAGUCCCAUCCGGAAGCUACAACAUUGCUCAAAUCACAUACGAGCUCAACGUGUUGGGCACACGCGGGCCACGGAGAAUGCACUGCAUCAUGAACUCCAUCCCAACUUCAUCUCUCGAACCGGGAGGCUCGGUUCCUAACCAACCUGAGAAGCUCCUCCCACCACCACCACGCUCCUUUGACGACUCGUUCCGCAGCAACAUCUCGUUCUCCAAGUCAUCAUUCGACCACCGCUCCGUAGAUUUCAGCAGCUCUAGAUUCUCGGAAAUGGGAGUGUCCUGCGAGGAAGACCAAGGAGAGACGAGUUUCAAACCGUUGGUUUUGAAGAACAAGCAGCCUAGGUGGCACGAGCAGUUGCAAUGCUGGUGUCUGAAUUUCCGUGGACGUGUGACGGUUGCGUCCGUUAAGAACUUCCAGCUCGUGGCCGUGAGACAGCCGCCGCCAACGCAAGUGGCAGGCAGCUCAGCACCAGCGGCUCCGCCAGAGCAAGAUAAAGUGAUACUCCAGUUUGGUAAAGUGGGGAAGGAUAUGUUCACAAUGGAUUAUAGGUAUCCAUUGUCGGCGUUUCAAGCGUUUGCUAUUUGCUUAAGCAGCUUUGACACGAAGCUCGCUUGUGAAUAAAGAAGAAACAACACUCGCCAUCUCCUUUCUCCUAAACAUUCAUGCUAAUCCUUAUGUCUCUCUUUAUCUAUGCCUUUUGGGUUUCUUUUGGCGAACUCAUUUUGUCUUAAUACUCAGUUGUUACUGUGGUGAGAACCAGACGUCUACUAUUAACCUCUUCUCUAUUCUAAAUCAUUUGAAAACAUUUAA